This is a messenger RNA of Dunckerocampus dactyliophorus (ringed pipefish), 4699 nucleotides long. Its product is annotated as zinc finger protein OZF-like. Gene Ontology annotation, molecular function: DNA-binding transcription factor activity; RNA polymerase II cis-regulatory region sequence-specific DNA binding. The coding region runs from base 1 to 1125 and encodes 374 amino acids. Gene Ontology annotation, biological process: regulation of transcription by RNA polymerase II. NCBI's taxonomy places the organism in Eukaryota, Metazoa, Chordata, Actinopteri, Syngnathiformes, Syngnathidae. The transcript has 2 exons. The record is from RefSeq and is a predicted model, not a curated record.
AUGUUAGCAGCACCCACAGGACGAGAGCUCAAAGCGCGACCUUUUCGAGUCGUUUACUCGCUACGAGACCCCAUCAAAAUGUUGAGAGAGUUGGUGAAGGAGCGACUGAUGGCGGCGGUCGACGAAAUAUUGGCGCUGUUUGAAAAAACGAUCGCGUCGUAUGAGGAGGAACUUUCUCGAACGAGAGAGGAGAACGAGCUGCAUCGACAACAACUGGAAUCUGUUUACAAGACGCACAUUAUGUUACGCGUCGAAGACCACCAGCGGAUGAUUGGUCGUCAAGAACGUCCCCCUCAGCCGCAGGGGGAGCCCCAGCUCCCCCACGUGAAAGAGGAAGAGGAGGAACUCUGGAUCACUCAGGAGGGAGAGCGUCCUUUCGGGUUGGAGGAGGCUGAUCUCACCACGUUGCCAUUGACUGUCGUCUCUGUGAAGAUUGAAGACCACGAAGACAAACCACAAGCAGACAACCUCUUAGCUCCACUAUCGGAUAAUGACGACACAACAUCACACUCUCCUGAGGAUGAAGACAGGGGCCACACCCGAGAACCUUUCAGCAGCAAUACAGACUGCAGAGGCGAAGGGAGGGUUUGCUCGGAAAAGAAGACUGGUAAAAAACAGUUGAGCUGCUCCGUUUGUGAUAAAAGUUAUGCUAAAAGGAGUACCUUGACUGGACAUAUGAGAACCCACACAGGAGAACAUUUUACAUGCUCACUUUGUCCGAAAAGUUUUACUCAAAAGAGCCAUUUGACACGACACAUGCGAACACACACGGGAGAAAAACCCUUUAGUUGCUCAGUUUGCGAUAAAAGAUUCUCUCAAAAGGUGCAAGUGAUUUUCCACAUGAGAACACACACUGGAGAAAAACCUUUUAGUUGCUCAGUUUGUGGCGAACGAUUCUCUCGAAAGGAAUCCAUGCUGUCGCACAUGAGAACGCACACAGGAGAGAAACCCUACAGUUGUUCAGUGUGUGGCAAAAGAUUCUCUGACAAAACUAAUAUGGGGAAACACACGAAAACACACACACGACAAAAAUCUUUUUGUUGCUCAGUUUGUGGUCGAGAAUUUGCUCGAAAGUCGAACAUGGAAUUCCACAUGAGCACGCACGCGGGAGAAAAAACCUUUUAGAUGCUGAGUUUGUGGGAAAAGUGGUUCUGAUAAGAACUUUUCACACGUCACAGCAUGUGAACAUACAGUACAACAGGGAAUACCCCACAGGCAUGAUUCAACUUUCACACCCCUGCAAAGGGUCCCUGACAUGAUUCAUCAGCAUUGCUUAAAUAGGUUGUAUAGUGUUUGUAAUUAUGUUCUACAUUGUUCCAUUUUUCAAACCCAAUGGGAAAUUAGCAAAAAUGACAUUUAUAGUUGAUGGCGCCAGCCAUGACAAGCUAGCUCUCGCUGUUCAGCCUAAUUUCCGGAAGUGAUGUCAUCGCGGUGACGCCUCUCAGCUAAAGCGGAGUAAACAAACUCUUGUCCAGGUAGAUGGUGGACUUGGUUCAGUAUAUUUUUCAUCCAAAUAGUAGUCCUGCCAAAAUGUUGUUUUGCUGCUGGAUGUUUAGAAUAUCCCAGUCAUACUGUAAGUUUGUUUUCUUUUCCAAGAGAGGAAGCUUUAAGACAACAAUGGACGAAGCAAGUGCAGAGAACCGGAGACAGAUGGACGCCCACCUCCAGUUCUACUCUUUGCAGUGAUCAUUUCUCUGAUGACUGCUAUGAAGGAAAUACCUUUACGAGAAGCAUUUGGCUUGAAAUCAAGCAUUUUGAAAAAGGAUGCUAUUUCGCCAGUACACAGGGAAAAAACAUCAAAACACGGAAGAACGACCACUACGUCAAAGUUGCCGUAGAACAGAGUAAGUCAUGUUUUGAUUACAUAAUGUCUUCUAAACACUAUUCCAUGAUAGUGACAAGGCUGCAAAGCAUUAUACAAGUUAUAUAAACAUCUUUUCACAGCCAUAUGUCCACAGUGGAGGUGGGCAACAUUUAUCCACAUAUACAAUCAAACAGGCUAUAAAGACCCCUUUGCGCUCAUUAAGAAGCCGAUUUAAAAGAAUGAUUGAAGGAUAAGCAACUCCAGAGUAAUUUACACUCUUCAUCUCCUUGUCUUAAGUCCAUGUUCUAAAAGUUCUCUAUUUCUCCAAAUGUUUCUUCCUCCUCGGAAACUAUCGAAACGUUGCUCAAAUCUUGUCUAUAAUCACUGUAAACAUCCUCUGUCUUGUACACCGCCACGUUUGUUUAUCUGAGGGAUGGUGUCGAUUCUGGAAAUGAGGCUAAAUAGGCUAAAAAGUUACUAAUAGUAACUUAUAUAUAUGUGUAGAGCUGAAACAAUUCAUCCAUUAUCCAAAAAAACAAGUGUUUUGGUGUUCGACUAAUGUUUAUUUUAUUUAAAAAUGUAAAUACAUGUGAAUAUUAUUGGAUUUCCUUAGUCAUCCAUGAAAGCCUAGCUAUUAUCUAUGUGUUUUGGGUAAAACAAGAUAUUCACGCACAUCAGCGUUGACUUCGGAAAACAGCGAUGGGCAUUUUUUGCCUUUUGUCCGAUGUGUUGCGGACCGCUAGCCGUUUGCGCUUGCUUCACAUCGAUCAAAACAACAAGCUUCACAUUAAUCAACUAAGAGGAUAAUGGUUAGUUGCAGCUCUUAAUAUGUGAUAGUAGAGAAUAACAUGUGCAACAUAGUAGGGCAUCACCAUAAAUUGGGCAGUUUUACCUUGAUAACAAUAAAUGCCUGAUAAAUCCGCGACCACUAAAUGUCUUUGCCAUAUGAAAAUAAUUGUAGAAAAUGCAAAUUGACUGCUUUGCAUUGAUUUAUUGACCAACUGGCACACAUUACUUCUAAUGAAAUAUAAUGCAUGUAAUUGCAAGCGGGGCAGCACGGUGGCCACAUGUUGGCGACACAGUCAGGAGAUCGGGAAGAUCUGGGUUUGAAUCUCCGUUGGGCAUCUCUGAACUCUAAAUUGUCCGUAGGUAUGAAUGUGAGAGUGAAUGGUUGUUUGUCUAUACGUGCUCUGCGAUUGACUGGCGACCAGUCCAGGGUGUACCCCGCCUCUCGCCCAAAGUCAGCUGGGAUAGGCUCCAGCGUCAUGGGACGCACCUAUACCGCCUAUAAAGCCUUCUGAAAAACCUCCAAAAAGCGCCAAUAGUGCUUCAUUUGUAUAAGGUGCUUUGGGUGGUUAUGACAGUUUUCAUACUCGAUUUGCAUUUCGUGUACGUCAGCGAGUGCAGCUUGUACGGCUGAGAUGUCAUCGUGCGUCAACGCAAGUUGCCGAUGUGGCCUGGGUGGAGUCACGUGACUACACGCUGUACUUCGUCUUAAAGGGGAAUGAACAUAGCAUACCAGCACACACAGUCAAAACAGACAAAAAAACCCUUUUAUAUUCUUUUUUUAUAAAAACACAGAAUUUACCUACAUGGGCAAAAUGACGUCGGUGAUCGUGGUCAAUUUUGGUAACACAAAAUUUUUGUUUUUUUGCCCAGGCCUAAUAUAUAGCCUACAUUGGUACACGCAGUGCAUAAGUAGGCUGAGCUGACGUCAGGAAGUGGCUUUAGCAGGAUUAGCUUCUAAAGUAAAACCGUCUUAAGCAGCUUCUUACUCAGUCGGAGGCACGGUUGUAGCGCUAAGCCUGACGACCACAUCUGUACUUAUUAGUAGUAGUAGUAUUGGUAGUAGUAGUAGUAGUAGUAGUAGUAGUACAUCAAUGAUAAUGAAAAUGUGUUUGUGUUGUGUCAGUUUGUAAUAAAACGGAAUGACAAGUGGUUUAAUCCUGUGUAUAGGACUCAUUCUAAUCCUGCAAACUUUUAUGACGACAAUUGGUCACACUUGGUUCAGUCGGAUUGCUAGGGUUUAAAAAGCAUCACGUCAGCCUGUUGUCUCCAGGUUGGGUUCUUUCCCUACACAGUCGAGACACGUGUUGUCGUGACGUUGACCAAAGGCCGCCACGUCUAUGGAAUCAUGGCGCCAACCAGUCUAGCAUCUUUGAGGCUUUGAGCCCUUUUCCCAACAUUGCCCACAUCUGGUCUAAAGGACGCACGGGGGCCUCAACAAGAUCUUAUGGUGGGCCUGGUGGAACCCUUACCAGGAGUCACGCUAUAUGUGUGUCUAAUAGGCUGCUGGAGGAACGUUAGUCAUCAGUGCCUACACAUUCCUGGAGCACGUGUGGAAUUAUACAUGUCUGAUAAUGGAGUCUCAUUAAAGUAUCAGAUACUACAAACACAAGUUGAAAGAUGGCAGUAAGGGGCUAUCCACGCGGAAACGUUUUCAGGUCAAAACGGCAAAGUACUUCAUGGUUUCAGCUAGGGAUGCUCCGAUCAGGAUUUUAUGCUGCCGAUUCCGAUACCGAUCAUCUAGGACUGUCAUCGGCCGAUAGCGAUCACAUGGAUUAUUUAUACAGUUUUCUAUUUAUUUAUCGUAAGUGCUAUUGGCCAUGGGUGCCGUAUAAAGGGGAAAGGUCAGGGCAAUGCCAAACUCCCUUGACUGCCAGGGGACCCGAAAAACAGGUAAUUACGAAUAAAAUUUGUAAUUAAUUAAUAAAGGGGGGCAAUGUGCCUGCCCCAGGUGGGGGACUUCAUGUAUCUCGGAAAGUGAGGAAGGGUUGGAGCGUGAGGUCGACAGGCGGAUCGGUGCAGCGCUCUACCCGACCGUCGUGGUGAAGAGAGAGCUGAGCCGGAAGGCAAAGCUCUCUCGUCGUGACCAAAAGAACGAGAUUGCAGAUA